Molecule: messenger RNA, 2538 nt
Organism: Paramecium octaurelia
Lineage: Eukaryota; Ciliophora; Oligohymenophorea; Peniculida; Parameciidae
Source: the annotation of a GenBank genome assembly
AUGAGGUUGAAAGAAAAAUAAGAAAUUUUAUUUAAUAAAAAUUGUUAAAUUGAAUUUCUAAAAAUUUAAAACAAAGUCUAAAAAUAUAUUCCUAGGUCAGGGAAUCAGUAGUCUAGAGAGUAGUUUUUAAAUAACCUGGUUAAAAAGGAGCCUUCUAUAGAAGAUGAUUUUGAUUAAUGCUUUGAUAUAAUAUCUAAGGAUUUGAUUCAAAAGAAUGCAUUUGACUUUGUAUUUACAGAUAAAAUAACUAAACAGGAAAUAAAUUAACAACCUUUGCAAGAAACUCAGAAGGAAAAAUACUCUAAAAUAUUCAAAGACAUCCUUCAUCAAAUAAAGAACUUCAAAAAUAAUGAAUCAAUUUCCUCAUAUUGCAACCUUUCUAAUUUAUAUAUGGAGUUAGAAUACAUCUCAAAAAUAGAUUUAGACAUAUUCUUAAACACUAAAGAUAAUAAGGAUUUAUCAAAAUUUUGUGAAAGCAAAGAUAAAAAACAAGCAAUUUUAUUAUUUUUAAAGUCUUUUUAAAUUUUUGGUUAUGGUAUGAAUACUGAAAAUUUAGAUGAAGUUGAAGAUUUAGUUCUUUUCAAAAAAAGAAAAACGAUAUUAGACUAUUUAACUUUUCAAGAUAAUUCCUACUAUGAAAACUAUCUACAUGUUUCUCAUGAAUUAAAAUUUUUAGAUGGAUUAAACUUGAGACUUCAAAAAAAAGUUAUUGAACUUAAUGAAUAUUAAGAGUAUAUGAAAGAAUUCAAAAAAAAUCAAAUAUUUAUCAAACAUAAAAAACUAUUGUUCAAUGAAAAGGUUAGUAUUAGUAAAUUUUCAAACUAUAGUAAUAACGAAAUAGAUUAUGGAUUUUUCGAUGAGAUAAUGAGUUUUAAGAGUGACUGGAAACAUAUUUAUUCCUUGAUCUACGACACUGUGAUAAAAGAAUAUAGAUACAAUCAAACAUUAGAUGCAACCACGAUCCAAACUAUAAUGGAUGAGCUAGAAAUUAAGAUUGAUCAAUUGAAUUAAUGCUUUUUUAAGUAUGGAGCCAUUUUAGGAGAUAUUGGAUAAGGAUUAUUGUAUAACUUUGCAAUAUUUGUAAUUUGGAGGAUAUAAUGUUAUUAAAAACAUUUAUAAUACAAAAAAUAAGAAUAAAACCUAAUUUUAUUGAAAUAGGAGAUAUUUGAAAGGUUUUUGGCUGAUAUAAAACAAGAUUAAAGCUAAUAAUCAUUUUUAAAUGGGAAAGUCAUUGCCAAAGAAAUUAUUAAAUAAUCAAUUAGGCAAAAUUCAGUUAAUUUUGCAAAGGAUGCUCGGGAAACAUUAAAUCAAUUUGUAAAUGAUCCUAAAAUGUAAAGUUUUGAUUUAAUUGCUGAACUUGACACCAAAUUAUUUAAUAAAAAUGAGAAAUAAUAUUCUUUAGAUAAAACUCUAUAGUAUAUAGACAAUCCUGUAGAUUUUAUUGUGAAAGAGGUUAAUGAGAGAACAAAUAAAAUAAGAGAACAAAUUACAACUUAAUAUAAUCAGAAAUUACAGGAUAACUAGAUGAAAGACUUAAACCAUUUGCUUUAGAAGUUAUAAAACAUUUCAUAACAAGUCAAAAAAAUUCUUAAGCCAUUUAGUUUUUCACCUAAUUAGAUAAUCCAGAUGAUGCACCAAGGAUUUUAUAAAGCCAUUCUGUUCAUCUUUUCUUGUUUUUCUUCCAAAUACUUUAAUGGUUUUGUAAUUGAAAAGAUUAAAUUCCAAGAAAAACAAUAUGUAAAAUUAUAAAAAUUCAAACUUGAAAGAAUUGAAACAUUAAUUAAAUAAAAGAAAUCUACUCAAAUUGGGUUUUUUCUGACAAUAUUGAUGAAAAAAUCAAAGAGAAAUUUUUAUUAAUUUGGAAAAAUAUAGGCAAAGAUUUGUGCCAUUAUAGAUUUAGUAGGUAAGGGAAGAAAUAUAAUUAUUUGGAUGAUCAAAGUACAUUUUAGGUAGCCUAAUAACCAAGUUUCCAUUAUGUCAUUUUAUUAGAUGACUCUGGUUCUAUGCAAGGAGAUAGAUUUAAUCAAGCUUAAAAUGGAUUAAUCUCAUUUUUAUCAUCAGCAAAAAAUAAUUAGAAUAUCAAAGUUACAAUCAUUAUCUUCAAUGAUAAUGCAAGAUGUGUUGUAGACUUUUAAUCUAUCAAUAUGCAAACUAUAAAAAAUGCAGUUGUAUGCAAUGGAGGUGGUACUAGCUUUAAAGUGCCUUUUAAUUAGCUUAUGAAAAAAUUGUGGCUGUAAAAAACUUUGACUAAUUCAAUAAGUAAUACAUUUGAAUAAAUUUAGACAUGUCAUAUUUUUUUAUACAGACGGUGGAGAUUCAUAUCCAGCCUCAGCAUUGGCCCAAUUUGCAAGAUUGCCAUAAUAAUAAAGAAUGAAAAUUGAUUUGAUUGCUUGCUGUCUUGAUAAAUAAUAAAAGACAAUGAUUGAUAUAACAGAUUUCUUUAACAAAAACUGUUCUGUUGGGAGAUUGUAAGACCAGAUGGAACCUUCAUAAAUAGGAGAAGCUUGGAGAAACUAGAUAUAAUUCAUAAUAGUGUGA